This is a messenger RNA of Glycine soja, 1918 nucleotides long. RefSeq names its product translation initiation factor IF-2-like. NCBI's taxonomy places the organism in Eukaryota, Viridiplantae, Streptophyta, Magnoliopsida, Fabales, Fabaceae. The transcript has 2 exons. The record is from RefSeq and is a predicted model, not a curated record. Bases 228 to 1526 code for a protein of 432 amino acids.
GCAGAACAGAUAAGGGGAACUACUACAUACAAACUGUCGUUUUAAAUUGCUUCACCUUUUUGAGCCAAGGCCCAGACAGACACCGCAUGCUCUUCUCUCUCACUACCAUUGAUUUCCCCGCACGUUCCUCUCCUAAUUCCCCUCCUUUUUCGCUACUCUUUUUCUUUUGGGGUGAAAACUGAAAACUAGAAAGAAGCGUACGGAGAGAACCAAAGAAAACGAAUCCAAUGGGAGGAUGUGCAACUAAGCCGAAGGUCUCCCAGGACGAUCCCGAUGGAAAGCCCAAGGCACCCCAACCAGAACCAGAACCUGAACCUGAACACCAACAACCCAACAACAAAGACACCCUGCAAACCAAAGUACCCCAAGUGGAACAAGGUGCUGCUCACAAAGACCACAACAACCUUAAUGUCAACGAAAUUGUUGACGACGACCAAGCAAACAAACCACGCUCUCUCAGCUCCUUGUUCAAGCAGAAUGAAGAUAAAAGGGGUUCCACAGAAAAUGAGAAAAACAAAGUUGAGGAGUCUGUGAAAGAAGAAGUGUUAGAGGUCAAGAAACCUGCGGAAGAUACUAAAAGCAAUGAGCCAACAGUUAAACAAGAAUCUCUAAAGCCAGAGGAGAAGCUGUCCGAGGAGAGUAAAAACAAUGAAUCAUCAAAACAAGAAUACGAGACUUUGAAGGCAGAAACUCAUGUCAAUGAACCAUCUAAGGAAACAGUGAAACGAGAGUCAGAAGCUGAGAAACCUUCAGAGGAAACUCAUAUCAGUGAACCAGUUAAGGAAACAGAGAAACUAGAGUCAGAGACUGAGAAACCUUCAGUGGAAACUCAUAUCAGUGAAGCAGCUAAGGAAACUGUGAAACUAGAAUCAAAAGCUGAGAAACCUUCAGAGGAAACUCAUAUCAAUGAACCAGACAAGAAAACAGUGAUAGUUGAGUCAGAAGCUAAGAAACCUUCUGAGGAAACUCAUAUCAAUGAACCAGUUAAGGAAACAGUGAUAGUAGAAGCUGAGAAACCUUCUGAGGAAACUCAUAUCAAUGAACCAGCUAAGGAAAUAAUGAUAGUAGAGUCAGAAGCUGAGAACCCUUCAAAGGAAACUCUUGUCAAUGAACCAGCUAAGGAAACAGUGAAACUAGAGUCAGAUGCUGAGAAGCCUUCAGAGGAAAACAAUCAAAGCAGCGAGUCACUGAAAGAAGAAUUUGUAGAGGCCAUGGAGGCACCUUCAGAGGAAACACAAAGCAUUGAACCCAUCAAACUCAAAGAAGAGCCUAUUGAACCAUCAGAAGAAGGUAAGCCAAGUGGGGAAUCAGAGAAGAAUGCUUCAGAAACUAAGACUCUCAUUGUAGAGAGCAUAAACUCUGAGGUGGCUCCUGUGCCUGAGGAGAGAGUAAUUGAAGAAAUUCCAACUGCUGCCAAGUCUUUUGAGAAGGUAACAAAGGAAGCUGCAUCAAGCACAGAAGAGAAAAGCCAUAAUGGGGUGGAGAAUGCACCUAAGGCUGUUGAUGCUGGCGCUGAGAUUCUCUAAAACCUGAAAUCUGAAUGAGAGCCAUGAACAAUUUGAAACAUUGUAGAGUUUCAGAUUGUUCUUUGGUUCAUCCCAACCGAAUCAUUGUGUGAGAUUUCCCAACUGCAUUUUCCUCGUGUUAUUUUUUUUCAUAUAUAGUUUGAAGAACCAAUUUUUUGUUCUUGUCAAGUCACUUUUUUUCUAUCCUAUCAUUGCUUAUCUGUAUUGGUAGGUCAAAUUCACCAAUGUAAAUUGUAAUUUUGUUGGGAUCCCUGAUCUGCGAGGGGGAAUUCCAAGGACCUCAAUCUUUUUUUCUUUUUUUAAUAUUACCGUCAAGUAAUUUGUGCAAAACAAGUAGUGUACGAAUGUUUCAUGAAUCAAACUGAGCAAACCAGUUAUUUUUGGUUUUCAAA